AUGCCUUUUGCAUCACGACCUUUGCAUUUCCCAGCGACUCUUCCCACGCCAUCCCCCACUUCCAUUGAAGGACGACGACCUGCCGUACCAGAAACAAUAGGGACAUAUGCAUCUCAACUCUCACGCGACCGCAUCGACCGACUUGCCCCACUCCCGCGAAAGAGAUCUUACGGCUGGUCCGUUCUCCGGGUUGCAAGCUUUAUUCUUGGAAGCGUAGUGUUGGCUACCUAUAUGGCUAAUGUUGCUGUAACUCAUGAUAAGGAACAACGAGUGAUUGCACUGCUUGAGGAACGAAGAAAACUGAGAGAGGAGGAGGCAGUUUUGAAGGAGAGAUUACAGUCAAAGAAGGCCGGGAUAUGAGCGGUGGCAGUCUUAUUGGGGGUUCUUAGUGUGUGGCCAUGCAAGCUGUUUGGUCUUAAUUUAUUAUCUAUCAUCAAGCCUUCCAUUUCUUCCAAUACCUAAACUCUUCAACGAUCGUCGGCACAUCCCAACCAAAUCGAUUGAUUACCUCUUGAUCAACUUUGCAGCUCACACCUUCAUUCUCCAGCAACGAGAAUACCGUGAGGUUCUGACAUUUCUCCAUGACCCGUGUGACUGACUCGUCCGUCACCGCUCCUUUGCAUCCGUUCAAUGCUAAUGCCUCCAAGUUAA
Messenger RNA from Spizellomyces punctatus DAOM BR117, 651 nucleotides. RefSeq lists its product as uncharacterized. NCBI's taxonomy places the organism in Eukaryota, Fungi, Chytridiomycota, Chytridiomycetes, Spizellomycetales, Spizellomycetaceae. The coding region runs from base 1 to 360 and encodes 119 amino acids. The record is from RefSeq and is a predicted model, not a curated record. The transcript is spliced from 2 exons.